This is a messenger RNA of Cannabis sativa, 1859 nucleotides long. Its product is annotated as zeatin O-xylosyltransferase. The transcript has a single exon. The coding region runs from base 301 to 1728 and encodes 475 amino acids. Lineage: Eukaryota; Viridiplantae; Streptophyta; Magnoliopsida; Rosales; Cannabaceae. The record is from RefSeq and is a predicted model, not a curated record. Gene Ontology annotation, molecular function: UDP-glycosyltransferase activity.
GUAUUUGAAUAAAUAUCACAUUUCAUUCAAAUAUAUAUACAUGAAUAUUCAAUACAAAUUUGAUAUGCUAUUGAAUUGAAAUGAUGUAAAGAUUCAACACAAAUUUGGCACGAGCUUUGUCAUUGUACUUUCAAAACAAAACCCAACGUUAUCCCAUUUCUAGGAAAACCACGUUCGUUCAUUCCAAUGAUCUAUAUUAGUUUGUUUUUCUCUCAUUAAUUUAUAUAAGUACUACAAACAAUAAGCAAGUCCCUAAUAGACUAUCAAACUAAAGAGAAAAUCUUAAACAAGGUUCCAUUAAUGGCUUCUUCUUCUUCUUCUUCUAAACAACACUCAGUUAUAGUAUUAAUGGUACCAUUCCUAGCUCAAAGCCACCUAAACCAACUCCUUCAACUUUCCCAUGUCGUUUCAUCCUCAUACGACAUCCCAGUCCACUACAUCAGCUCAUCACUUCACAAUUCCCAGGUCAAAUCUCGAUCUCCAACUCCAAACUUAGCCACCAGAAUCCAUUUUCAUGAUUUCCCAACUCCACACUUUCUCUCUCCUCAACCCACCAAGACUCCUAACAAUUUCCCAAACCAUCUCAUACCAUCUUUCCAAGCUUCAAUUCAGCUUCGAAAACCCUUCUCAGAACUCCUCACAAAGCUCAAAACGACAGCCGAAAGAGUUGUCGUUAUUCAUGAUCUUAUGAUGAGCUAUGUCGUUCAAGAUUCAAUUUUUAUAGCACCCAAUUCGGAGGUUUAUGUUUUUCAUUGUGUUUCUGCUAUUUCUAGAGUUGCUUUUAUCAGAGACGCCAUUGGAGAAAGCAGCUUUGAGCCCAAGAUUCCCUCUCCAGAUGGGACUUUAGAUCCAAGCUUUGAGGCUUUUAUAGAAAAGCAAGUUCCUUUUAUGAAAGCAAACAAAUCUGGUCAUCUUUACAACUCUUGUAGAGUUGUUGAAAGUGAUUUUCUCGAUUUCAUUUCCGAGAAAGAGGUGGGAAAUUAUGAUGAUGAUGAUGAUAUGAAGAUUUGGGCAAUUGGGCCUUUAGAUACUGUAACAGUGUUCUUCAAUAUCAAUGGUGAUUCAUCAUUAGAGAAAGUUUAUUACUUGGAUUGGCUUGAUAAACAGAGACCCAACUCUGUUUUGUACAUCUCUUUUGGGACUACAACUUUCUUGGAAACCAAACAGAUUGAAGAAAUAGCAAUUGGGUUAGAGAAAAGUGGAGUGAAUUUCAUCUGGGUUUUAAGAGAUGCAGAUAAAGGUGAUAUUUUUAAUGAAGAAGAGGGAAUUAGAGGAAGAAGAAGUGAUCAACUUCCAAAAGGGUUUGAAGAAAGGGUUAAAGGAAUGGGAAUGGUGGUGAGGGAAUGGGUGUCCCAAUUGGAGAUUUUGGGGCACCCAUCAACAGGUGGGUUUAUGAGCCAUUGUGGGUGGAAUUCUUGCUUUGAGAGUAUGAGUCUUGGAGUGCCCUUAUUAGCUUGGCCUAUGCAUUCAGAUCAGCCCAUGAAUGCUGCUUUGGUUACUGAGUUUGUAAAAGUUGGUUUGGGUGUUGGGGAAUUGGGUGGGAAUAGAGAUGGGUUGGUGAGUUGUUGUGUGAUUGAGAAUGUUGUGAAGAGAUUGAUGUGUUCUGAUGAAGGUGAUGAGAUUAGGAAAAGAGCUGAGAAAUUGGGUGUUGAGUUGAGAAAGGCUACUGCUGAAGGUGGUGUUUCUAGGAUGGAAUUGGAUUCUUUCAUUUCUCAUAUCACUAGAUAGUUUUGGCUUCAAUUGAAAUGUAGAAUUUGCAAUCAUUACCUUAUGUUAUUAUUUUUUAACAUUUCUGGUCAUGAGCAUUGAAAUCAUAAAUAUACCAACUUCUUAAUAUUAUAAUUAUUUUACUGGUUUUG